This is a messenger RNA of Protopolystoma xenopodis, 204 nucleotides long. NCBI's taxonomy places the organism in Eukaryota, Metazoa, Platyhelminthes, Monogenea, Polystomatidea, Polystomatidae. The record is from the annotation of a GenBank genome assembly.
AUGCCAGAUUAUGCUGAAAUCGAAGAUUCGCAGAAUUAUGAAAAAGCAGCUAGUGCCCUUACCGAGGCAUUUAAGGUUCUCAUUAAGGCCAGUACUAGUCUAGAGGGUAAAGGAGAAGAUGCAGACCCUCGAAAGCAAUCAAUGCUACAAAGGAUAAAGCUGAAAGCCAUCCUGUGUAAACGCUUUUCAGACAUACGCGAGUAA